AUGAACAAUGUUAACAGCGAGGACCCCACCCGUCAGGUUUAUUCAGAAUUAGGAAACUUUAUCCCGACUGGAUAUCAGGAAAAUUAUGAUUGUGAAUUAUCACAAAGCACCGUUGCUGCUGGCAGUUGUGGUGUUGGGAAUCAUUUGCCUAUUUUUCAAAAUAUGUUGAGUCAAGUCGAUGAAAAACCGAAAAUACUAUUGAUGGGUUUAAGAAGAAGUGGUAAAUCAUCAAUUCAACGGGUUGUUUUUCACAAAAUGGCACCAAACGAAACAUUGUUUUUGGAAAGUACCCACAAAAUUGAAAAGAAUGACGUAUCUGAAUGCUCCUUUAUCAAAUUUCAAAUAUGGGAUUUUCCUGGUCACAUUGAUUUUUGUGAUGAGACCUUUCAAUCUGAAGCUAUAUUUUUAGCUUCUUGUGCUAUAAUUUUCAUUAUCGAUGCUCAGGAUGAUUAUCAUGCGGCUUUAACCCGCCUACAUGCUACUUUAGAAUCAGCGUUCCGUUUUAAUAUGAAUAUUAAAUUUGAAGUAUUUAUUCAUAAAGUUGAUUGUUUAUCAGAUGAUCAAAAAAUGGAUAUACAACGAGAUAUUACUCAACAUGUAACAAGUGUCUUAGAGGAUUUAUUGUGCGAACAACCGUCGAAUGCUGGAAUUAGUAUAGGAUUUCAUUUAACUACAAUAUAUGAUCAUUCAAUUUUUGAAGCAUUCAGUAAAGUAGUACAAAAAUUAAUUCCUUACUUGGAAGCAUUUGAACAUUUAUUAAAUAUAUUUAUUACAAAUUCAAUGGUGGACAAAGCAUUUCUUUUUGAUGUCACCAGUAAAAUAUAUCUAGCAACAGAUUCAAAUGCAGUAGACAUGCAGACGUAUGAAUUAUGCUGCGAUAUGAUUGAUGUUGUCGUAGAUGUGGCAGCAAUCUACACUCCCCAAUCUAAUUUUGUUGAUCCGCCUGUAUCUGAGCAAACUGGGGCAACAAUUAUCUUAAACAAUGACAGAGCAUUAUAUCUUCGUGGUGUCAAUCAGUAUAUGGCUCUAGCUUGUUUGAUGUAUGAAGAAUCUUUAGAGAAAAUGGGUUUAAUAGAAUUCAAUUUCUGUGUCAUUAAGAAUGCAUUACAACAAAUGCUUGAAUUAAAUCAACAACAUGCAAAGCGAGAACUAGCUGCUUUGCUGACUCACCAACCGUCUUCAGAUCCUAUACCAGAAGAUGAAGAGCCAGUAAACGAACUUGAUUCGAGUGGAAAGGAUGAAGAUGGACAGGAAGUUAGUGAUGGAGAACCACAAUAUAAAAAUAGAGAUGUAAGAAGAGAAUAG
Schistosoma guineensis is the source of this 1305-nucleotide messenger RNA. Lineage: Eukaryota; Metazoa; Platyhelminthes; Trematoda; Strigeidida; Schistosomatidae. The record is from the annotation of a GenBank genome assembly.